AUGCGCAACAUAGACUAUGGCACACAAAUACCCGGGCUUUUAGUGAUAGAAGAUUUUGUUACCGAGGAAGAAGAGGUUGCCCUAGUUACUGAAGUUGAUAGCAGGACAUGGUGUGGUCUGGGUGUAAGCCCCAAUCCAGAGCUCAAACGAAGGACACAACAAUAUGGACAUUUAUUCAGCUAUCGUUACAGGAAAGUGUUGGAAAAGUAUGGUCCCCUGCCAGCAUUUACAGAUACCGUGGUUACUCGCAUAAUGGAAAACAAGCUCAUGCCCAAGGAACCUGAUCAUCUACUGGUGAAUGAAUACAAUGCUGGCCAAGGCAUUAUGCCUCAUACAGAUGCACCUGCUCUGUUCGGUCCUGCCAUCCUAUCCUUGUCAUUGUUAUCAGCCUGUGUGAUGAAGUUCACUCACGUGGAAACAGGAAAUUCAGUAGACAUCUUAUUACCUCGCCGAUCCAUACUAGUAAUGACAGGGGAUGCUAGGUAUCUUUAUAAGCACUCGAUCUCUAAAGAUUUGGUGGAAUCAUCGAGCGAAGGAGUUACUGUACAUAGAGAUAGACGGGUUUCCUUCACAUUUAGAGAAAUAAUUGCCUGGGAAGUACCUCCAGAGGAUCCUUCUUGUGGUUGCACUAAAUCAUGUAAUAAUAAAUGA
Molecule: messenger RNA, 651 nt
Organism: Lichtheimia ornata
Lineage: Eukaryota; Fungi; Mucoromycota; Mucoromycetes; Mucorales; Lichtheimiaceae
Exons: 6
Coding region: 1-651 (216 amino acids)
Biological process (GO): oxidative demethylation
Molecular function (GO): oxidoreductase activity; demethylase activity
Source: RefSeq, a predicted model, not a curated record